Molecule: messenger RNA, 2048 nt
Organism: Thamnophis sirtalis
Lineage: Eukaryota; Metazoa; Chordata; Lepidosauria; Squamata; Natricidae
Gene: SNX16
Product: sorting nexin 16
Biological process (GO): early endosome to late endosome transport; protein targeting to lysosome; endosome to lysosome transport
Cellular component (GO): late endosome; early endosome
Molecular function (GO): phosphatidylinositol binding
Source: RefSeq, a predicted model, not a curated record
AGAUGUAGUCGCGACGGCCUGACUAAACCAGUAGCCGCUCGGGCGGUAGGGGAUUGCGGCGUGUCCAAGCAACCUCCCGCCCCUCGCAACAGGUUUUUGCGCGGCCCCUUCCUCCUCGCUUCUCCACGGGGUGGGAGGCGAGCUGCUUCUGGCACUUGCCCGCGAAAGGCGAGACGAAGCAGGCAGGAGAGCCAAGCAAGCGCCCAGCUGCUGCCCCGCAAGAUACCUGUGAAAAAAAUUAAAACGAGAGAAUCAUUUAAGCUCAACAAUUUGGACAUAUAUAAACUUUCUUAAACUUUCUGAUGAAGGAUGACUACUCCAUAUGUUCCUGUUCCAAUUCCUAUAGGAAGUUCUACUAAUUUUACCAUAAAUAGAAACCAAAGAAGAUCAUCUCUUGGGAGUAUUUCAACAUGUUCAGAUUCUUCAAAGGGACAGAUAGAAGAGUCGUCUAAAAGCAACUUUAAGAAAAUGAGUAUUCCCGAUGAGAUUGGUACUACUUCAUGUCCUUGCAAUAGUCCACUUGUUAGGACUAAAAUGUUAGGUUUAAACACUUCUAUGGAAUAUUAUAUUCAACCAUUGGAAACAACUGAUCAAAAUAUCUUGGAGAACUGGGAAGAUCGACCCGCUACUCCUACAAUACUUGGUUAUGAAGUAAUGGAGGAGAGAGCAAAAUUCACUGUUUACAAAAUACUUGUGAAGAAAAAUCCAGAAGAAAACUGGGUAGUUUUCAGAAGGUAUACAGACUUCUCCAGGCUUAAUGACAAGCUGAAAGAUAUGUUUCCUGGUUUUCGACUGGCAUUGCCCCCAAAGCGUUGGUUCAAGGAUAAUUACAAUCCCGAUUUCUUAGAAGAUAGACAGCUAGGACUCCAAGCAUUUCUACAGAAUUUAGUAGCUCACAAAGACAUUGCCAACUGCCUUGCAGUAAGAGAGUUUCUUUGUUUGGAUGAACCUCCGGGGCCCUUUGAUAGCCUUGAAGAGAGCAGGGCUUUUUGUGAAACUUUGGAGGAAACAAACUACCGGCUUCAAAAGGAGCUUAAUGAAAAACAAAAAGAGGUGGAAGCUCUGAAAAAGUUGUUAAAUGAAAAAGAAUUGUACAUAAAUGAAAUGGAGAAAAGACUUGGGGAUUUAAAUUUAGUGGAAACAAAGUCUUGUAAGUUGUCAGGAGAGGGAAGUGAAUGCAGUGGAGAAGUGGAGUCAUCCGCAACAGAGGCAGAUCAAAGAACCUUGGAAGAAGACACCCGGUCUGAAAAAGAGGAUUGGAAAACCCCUUGGAAUGAGUCACUGGUAGAAAACUUUGUGCCAGAAAUUGAAGUAGCUGAAGUGGCAUAUGCUGCUGAUAUAGAGAUAUGAAGCUGUGAGAGCGAGUUCAGUCCACUACUGACAUCUGAAAAUCCCGUUGGAAUUGCAUAUUUUGCCUCCUUGUGGAAGUUGUUUAUUGAAGGUAACUCAGAGGAAGGUGAAGGAGAGAGAAGCAAGAGCUUUGUCCAUGUUAAAAUGCCAGAAAACACUCUGGAAUUUCAGAAAUAAAAAGAAUUGAAUUCUGAAACAGAAUGAGACUGUUCUGACAGGGUGUCUUAUCAAAUUUAAUAUUUUGAUACAAUAACAGAGGAGAGAUUGCCAGGAGACUGCUAAAUCUGAAUACUAGUCAAACUGGAAAAAUGAUUAAUUAAAGAAAAUCUUCCUUUAUAAUUUUUCCAGACUUCAAAGACUCCUUUGGCCUUAACACUUGCCAAAACUGUCCUUCUAUGGUGCAAAACUUGUAAUCACUGAGGUAACUCACUGAUAGUAUUUUUAACAAGGCACAUCUUAUUAUUAAAUAUUAUUUUUCAUGCUCAAAAAAUAGAUUUGUUUCAGAAAGGAGUCUUUCAGUGGCUCUGAGGAAGAAACUUGAUUACCUUAUUUUUCAGAGUAUAAGAUGUACUUUUCUCCCCCCAAAAAAGUGGGUAGAAAUGUCUGUGCAUCUUAUACAGUGAAUAUUGCCAAAUCGCCGCCACCCUUCAGCCUCUGUCUCCCAGCAAUUUGCCUCCUUAUAGCAAGCAGUGUGAUCA